Messenger RNA from Saprolegnia parasitica CBS 223.65, 781 nucleotides. RefSeq lists its product as hypothetical. The record is from RefSeq and is a predicted model, not a curated record. The transcript has a single exon. The coding region runs from base 151 to 714 and encodes 187 amino acids. Lineage: Eukaryota; Oomycota; Saprolegniomycetes; Saprolegniales; Saprolegniaceae.
AUCGGUUUCAUCGUCCUAGACCCACCCGCUUCAAGUUUAGGAAAAAGUGUGUUGCGGAAAAGGCAGAUCCAAAGCGACAGGGCGACGCGUAAAAGCGAGAUUGCUGGCGCAGGAUCCGCCUUUGGAUAGCUCAUUCUUGCAUUUGCCUCGAUGAAGUCCCAUUGCUCUGCCCUCCUCUUCCUCGCGACGGCUAUCCUUGCUGCCGGUCCCUUGGCGCCGUGCGACCAAGCGCAGCUCAUUGCAGCGACAACACCCGUCAACUCGGGACCAAUCGCCAAGGCUUGCUUGACCAGCGCCUCGAUCAAGGACAUGCAGGCCCUCUUCAACGCGCCGCUGACACCCACGCAAGCCUCGAUCUUCACAAAAAGCCCCAAAUGCCAGACGUGGUACUCGGCGUACACGGGUGUCCUCGCCAACGUCACGCCCUGUGCGAUGCCCAACGGCAUCGACGUCCGAGCAAUGGCGACAGUGCCCUUCGCUAGCUUCUUGACUGAACUGCAAAAGGCGGCCAAUGCGACCACGGCAACGAACGCAACGACACCGUCGUCAAGCAGUUCCGUCGUCGCUCCUGCUGGAAGCUCUUCCUCCGACAGUGCACCGUCGCCUCCUAAAACGACGGCAGCCUCCCGAGCGGCGGCCAACACGACAUCGACGGCGACUUCUUGGGCCGUCUCGGUGGCAACAGUGACGGCAACCGCCGCGCUCUACUGGUAACUCGGCUCACGAUGCACGCAAGCGAUAAUGCAGUCCAUUUUUUACAUCCUUACAUCCUGAAUCCUUC